AGCCUGCGACGUCGCGACGCUUGCGUCUACCUGAGAGAUUAAACUCAGGGAAAAUUCUAGGGGCGAACAGGUUCCGGAAGAUCAUUGUAGCCUUCCUAAAAGAAAGAAAAUGGAAUCCUGAAAUCGUACUUAGCGAAACAGUCGAGCGUCUCUGAGAAAACAUAAGCAGAACAAUUUGGAAGUACGACUACGUCGGUACGAACAUUAUCGAACAGGAGCUGGAUCUUGCUGAAGAUUGGAGAGUAAUCCCUCGACCUCCUUCCCCUCUGAAUCAAUGGAUGGGUCUGACAGUUUAGAGCAGAGUGGCAGUAACCAGCCAGAGUCUCAGCGCAGGAGGCAGCUGGACCGCCUGGACAGGGAGGAGGCCUUCUACCAGUUUGUCAACAAUCUGAGCGAUGAUGACUAUCGUCUCAUGAGAGAUAACAAUCUUUUGGGCACCCCAGGAGAGGUCACAGAGGAUGAGCUAUUUAGUAGACUUCAGCAAAUAAAGGAUGGUCCAGAACAGCAGAAUAACAGUACGAGUGCCCCCAGCACCGAAAGUGUAGAAGAUCCAGUUGAACCACCAGAAAACUCUGAGGAUCCUGCCAAUGGAGAUAGUCUCCUAGACUGGCUGAACACAGUAAGGCGCACAGGCAACACCACUAGAACUGGUCAUCGUGGAAACCAGUCAUGGCGGGCCGUAAGCCAGACCAACCCGAACAGUGGUGAUUUUCGCUUCAGCCUGGAAAUCAGUGUGAAUCGCAACCUGGCUGAACAGCAGGCAGCUGCUGAAGGGGAGCAGGAGUCUCAAGAGUCUCCAGAGGGUCAAGAAGUGGUGGUGAAUGCUGAUCCACUGGUGGCAAAUGCAGAUGCACUGGUGGCGAAUGCAGAUGCGCUGGUGGCGAAUGCGGAUGCGCUGGUGGCGACUGCGGAUGCGCUGGUAGCGACUGCGGAUGCGCUGGUGGCGACUGCAGAUGCGCUGGUAGCUGAACCACCGGUGUCUAGUGCUGAACCACUGGUGUCUAGUGCUGAGCCACAGGUGCCCAUGGAGACGGAAGUGGUUGAAGAACCAGUUGUAGAGGAAUUGGCUGUCAUAGUGGAAUCAGAGCCUGAAUUAGAAGAAGUUGUUUCACAAGAGAUUUUUGGAGAACCACCCAGGUCACCUGCUGUCCUAUCGAUGCAGCCACCACUUUCUCCUUCUCCACGCAGAGGACAAAGGAGAGCUCGCAGCCGUAGUCCAGAACCACGCAGGACUAGAGCCCGUACUGCCAGGAGCCGCUCCCCUCUCAACCUGGAUCAGCAGGAUGGUUUUCGUAAUCCAAAUAAUGCUCACAGCUCUCAAGUACUCAACUCUGCCACCAAUACACCCCUUGAGCCUCAAGUGGAGGGCAGUUCUCGGACUCGACAACAUGUUCUUUCUAGGCAAAGCACUGCUGACACUGAUGUUCAGCCAUCUAGGGCUGGUGCAGAAACGGUCCCAGAGGCCCAAAAUAUGGGAUCUCAGGAAGGAGAAGCUGCUGGGGGCGAAGGGGGCGCAGCAAGGCGCCGCCCCCCUACUAUUAUGCUUGAUCUUCAGGUGCGCCGUGUGCGUCCAGGCGAAUAUCGUCAGAGAGACAGCAUUGCUAGCCGAACCCGCUCGCGCUCCCAGAACUCAAACAACACAUUUCUUUAUGAGAGUGAGCGUGGUGGAUUUCGUAGGACUUUCUCUCGCUCUGAGCGUGCUGGCGUGAGGACAUACGUCAGCACUAUUCGCAUCCCUAUUCGAAGAAUCUCUGAUGCCGGUUUGGGAGAGGCAACCUCAAUGGCUCUCCAAUCAAUGAUUAGGCAGAUAAUGACAGGUUUUGGUGAACUCGGCUACCUCAUGGAUUCAGACUCUGAUUCUUCAGAUUCAAACCGUGCAGUUGGCACACCUGCAGAUCUGGCUGGAGCCCUCAACAACCCAGACGCUGCUCCUGUUGCUGUUGCUGAUGUUGAUGAACCACCUGUGGCUGCAGGAGUCAGAGCAAGGACAGCUGAAUCUGAUAUUAAUGAGGGCCUUGCCACUGCUCCACCUCCCUCUGGGGGCAGGGCUCGACCUAGACCACCUAUCAGCCUGGAGGAGCCCAGCUCAUUGCCCUUCCUACGACUUGCCCACUUUUUCCUCCUAAAUGAUGAUGACGAGGACCAGCCCCAAGGGCUGACCAAGGAGCAGAUUGACAACCUCUCAAUGCGCAACUUUGGUGAAAGUGAUGCCUUGAAGACUUGCAGUGUAUGCAUAACCGAAUAUGCAGAAGGUAACAAGCUACGUAAGCUGCCCUGCUCUCACGAGUAUCAUGUGCACUGCAUCGAUCGCUGGCUCUCCGAGAACUCAACUUGUCCCAUCUGCCGCAGGGCUGUUUUGCUAUCGGCCAACCGGGAGAGUGUGGUGUAGCUUAUUAAAGACUCCAGGCCUUUUGUCUCACCCCAAGUUAUCAAAUAUCCCAAGUCCAAAAGAGGCUUUGAAUGUGUCUCCACUGUUGAAAUGUAUUUCCUUCAUGCCAUUUGUGAGUCUGACCAUAAUGCAUUCACAGAUUUUAUUUGGGUUGCUCCAUACAGUGACACUGGGACAUAUUCAGUCUUUAGUAAGACAUUUAUUAUUGCAGUCCAAAGUUAGGCACAAGCAAUGCAUACUGUUUGAAUCAACUUGUAGUGACCAAGCAGUCUGUUGCAUUGCAUUAAGCCAUGCACACAAGCAGACUGGUAUCUCUUAAAGAAUCCCUGGAACAUCUGCUCUUUUGUAUAAAUCGUAAAUGGCGGAAGUUGGUUAUUGGUACAGUUCUUAGUUCCACAAGUUAAAAGUAUUAGCUGUAAAUAAGCUUGUAAAAAUAAGUUUGAAUCAUACUUUGUAUUAGUGAAUUGGUUGGGAAUUGUAAAUUAUCUCAGAUUAGGGUUGUGUUUGCCGCAAUUACUCUCCAUCAGAGCAUCUCUAAAUUUGCUGUUUGAUGGCAUUUGGUACACAGCAGAGUUAUUUAGAGUUUGUGAUGUCCAAAGGAUGUAGGACAUAAAUUGGUUUGCCAUUAACAGUGUGACUUGUGCGCUCCAUUUUUUGUUCACUUAAAAGAAACAAUCUACGGUUUUGGGCUGGCAUUUACCAUGAAAACUCUGAAUUGUUUAAAAUUGAUGUACAGACAUAAGGGAAAGAUAAAUAAAACCAGGCUAGUUUUACAAAAUGUCAGUUUAUUUUUGAAUCAUGGCAUCUUUAUUUUCUUGUUCAUUAAAAAUGAUUGAGUAGUGUUCAUACCAGAAAUUAAGGAUGCCUCAAUAUCGGAAGUUGAUAUCAAGUUGUUGACAUGUCAAACAAUUUGAAUAUACUUGCCUUUUUCCCCAAAUGUAUGCUUAUUCUUUAAUGUACAACAAGGAUUUCACAAUCAUUUGUUCCAUCAUUAUCAUUAUAUACUGGUCUGAUCCUUUAUUUGUCCACUUACAUAUUGGAUUGUCUUGAAUUAUUGAUUGACAAAUUAAGUUCUCUAGCAUGGUAUUGGUAUUGAUUGAAAUGACCAGAAAUUGACUUCAAAUGAGAUGUCAACUCUAACCAGAUCCCUCCCGGGAGGUCUAGCUCAAUGUACACGUGACAACUUAAGUUAUUAAUCGAAGGGUUUGAGUGUCACAGAUUUACCAAUUCACACAAUGGUCCUCCUGGCCUAGUAAGGCUCCAGUCAACAGGCUCACCUGCUGUGCCCCCCUCCUCCUGCCCCAUGAGCAGAUGCUUUGUAUCAGUGUGCAAUACAGUGAACGUAGGGAAAUGCAAACCAUGAUAUAAAUAUAUGCUAUUGCUAAAACCUGUUGUUGAUGGCUAAAAUCUUAAAUGAAGACUUAUUACCUUUUUUAAAUGUGUUGAAGUUAUAUUAUUAUAUAUUGAAGUUCUGUCAGUUUUUAUAGCACUGUUGAUCAGGAAAACUGGUUGAAGGAAGAAAAGGGCAUCACUUUUAAUGCCAUCCUGUCAUGUUUCUUUUUCCACUGUUUGAUGUCUUUGCCACACUUAUUACUUCCCUUUGGGACAUAAAAGUUUGAAUGCAAGACAUUGUCAUAGUUGAAUACCAUAAAUAUGUAAAUGAAAUGUAUGUUUCCUCUUAAGCCAUUAUUUAGUUUUUGGCCUUGUUCUGUGUCACCCAGUGCAGUAUGUUAACUGGGUGUUUAUUGAAACUAACCGCUGAAUUAAACAAGUUGUUACGCUACAAAGUGCAUCUCAGAUAUGCAUUCUGUA
Messenger RNA from Pseudoliparis swirei, 4201 nucleotides. It is a transcript of the gene rlim, whose product is annotated as ring finger protein, LIM domain interacting. Gene Ontology annotation, cellular component: cytoplasm; nucleoplasm. The transcript is spliced from 4 exons. Bases 275 to 2389 code for a protein of 704 amino acids. Lineage: Eukaryota; Metazoa; Chordata; Actinopteri; Perciformes; Liparidae. Gene Ontology annotation, molecular function: ubiquitin protein ligase activity. The record is from RefSeq and is a predicted model, not a curated record. Gene Ontology annotation, biological process: protein ubiquitination; random inactivation of X chromosome; ubiquitin-dependent protein catabolic process.